Messenger RNA from Symphalangus syndactylus (siamang), 3101 nucleotides. RefSeq names its product GTPase, IMAP family member 4 (gene GIMAP4). Gene Ontology annotation, molecular function: GTP binding. Gene Ontology annotation, cellular component: cytosol. Lineage: Eukaryota; Metazoa; Chordata; Mammalia; Primates; Hylobatidae. The record is from RefSeq and is a predicted model, not a curated record.
CUUGCACAAGUAAAUCUGGACAGCUCCUCCCCUCACUUCCUCUCUUUUCCUCUUUCUCAACGUCCUGGCUUAGUAUUGUGUGCCAAAUCAGAGAGGGGUGCAAGAUCCUGAUUUUCCAGGCACAGAGAGGAGAACUCAGCACCUGAGGCCAGCACCUACAGAAGCACAGUCUCCUGGCUUUGCCUCUGAGUUAGCAACAGCAGAGCAGCAUUAAAGAGCCCACGUGCUAGAAGGAGGAUAUGAAGAAACACCCAGAGAAUGUCACAAAAACCCAGAAUGUCACAGUAUUGUUUUCUUGUUGCUGGUGUCCUAUCCUCUCUCCUAACACCAGCCACCAAAGCCAAUUUUUAAAAAUUCUAUGAUUUCUCUUGUUUACAAGAAGCUGUUUCCUAUACCCUAUUCUUGAAGGAUAAAGAAAUAGUCAUUCUUUCAAAAGAAAUGUCUGGCUUUUCACAGUGUUUCAUAUUUGUUGGCUUCCUAUGAGGUGACUCUGUCUUUAACAACUACCAUUUUCUGCCUGUUUUGGUCAAAGUCUGCUCCAAUAAGAGUUCUUCAAAUAUCUUUCUCCAUUGCAAAAUGUUUGUAGGUAGCAAUGAAAUACAACAUUUAAAAUUAAUACCAUGUUUCUAUAAUACUACAUAUUAAUUAAUAAAGGAAUGGAUUGUCAUUUUCACAGAUCAGAUGUGGGCUGGACAUAAUGAUCAAUCAAAGGCAAGAAGCAGGGAGAUUAUCCAUUUAUUUAUUUAACAAACAAUGAUUGAUAACCAUUCUUUGCCCAGUAUUGUGAUUGUCCCCAGGGAAUAGAGAAAUACAAGACAUAUGUGGUUCUCCCAUCACAAAGCUUGUAGUAUAAGAGGAGACAGUAAAAAAAUCAAACAACUAACUUCCUAAAGUAAUACAUAUUCUGUAAGAACCCUCUGGAGUUCAGUGGAUCAUAACAGAGGGUGUUGCUGCUAGACAGUGGUGUUGGGGAAGACUCUCUGGAGAGCCAAGGUCUGUGGGUUGAGCAGGAACAAGCUGGGCACUAGGUUGGAGGGUGAGUGCUCCAGAGAGAAGGAAUGAUAACUGCAAAGGCCUUGAAGGUGGAAGGAGCCUAGAAGAUUUCCAGGACAUUGAGGGUAGUGUGGCUCACACAUAGGAGAGAGGAGAGAGCUGAUCACGCAGGGCCUACGGACCAUUCUGAGGACUUCAGUUGGUUUGAAACCAAUAGAGUUCAAGUGACAAUGGCAGCCCAGUACGGCAGUGUGAGCUUCAACCCCAGCACACCAGGGGCCAGUUAUGGGCCUGGAAGGCAAGAGCCCAGAAAUUCCCAAUUGAGAAUUGUGUUAGUGGGUAAAACUGGAGUAGGAAAAAGUGCAACAGGAAACAGCAUCCUUGGCCAGAAAAUGUUUCAUUCUGGCAUCGCAGCAAAAUCCAUUACCAAGAAGUGUGAGAAACGCAGCAGCUCAUGGAAGAAAACAGAACUUGUCGUGGUUGACACACCAGGCAUUUUCGACACCGAGGUGCCCAGUGCUGACACGUCCAAGGAGAUUACUCGCUGCCUUCUUCUGACCUCCCCAGGGCCUCAUGCUGUGCUUCUGGUGGUUCCACUGGGCCGUUACACUGAGGAAGAGCACAAGGCCACAGAGAAGAUCCUGAAAAUGUUUGGAGAGAGGGCUAGAAGAUUCAUGAUUCUCAUAUUCACCAGGAAAGAUGACUUAGAUGACAUCAAUUUGCAUGACUACUUAAGGGAAGCUCCAGGAGACAUUCAAGACUUGAUGGGCAUUUUUGGUGACCGCUAUUGUGCGUUCAACAACAGGGCAACAGGCGCUGAGCAGGAGGCCCAGAGGGCGCAGUUACUGGUCCUGAUCCAGCGCGUGGUGAGGGAGAACGAGGGAGGCUGCUACACUAAUAGGAUGUACCAACGGGCCGAGGAGGAGAUCCAGAAGCAAACACAAGCAAUGCAAGAACUCUACAGAGUGGAGCUGGAGAGAGAGAAAGCACGGAUAAGAGAGGAGUAUGAAGAGAAAAUCAGAAAGCUGGAAGAUAAAGUGGAGCAGGGAAAGAGAAAGGUGCAAAUGGAGAAGAAACUAGCAGAACAGGAGGCUGUCUAUGCUGUAAGGCAGCAACAGGCAAGAAUGCAAGUGGAGAGUCAGGAUGGGAUACUUGAAUUAAUCAAGACAGCAUUAGAGAUUGCUUCCUUUAUUUUCUCACGUCUGUUCGCGGAAGAUUAAACUUAAUGAAAAUCUGCCUGUAUUUUCUGCAGAUUCUCUGGCAACUUUGCCCCAUGCUUACUUAUUUAGCAUAGUCAGAGUGCUCUAGUUUCUGUCUCUCAGGCACUCAUAACUAAGGACCACCACUAGCCAUUGGCAGAUGUUUGAUUGACUUAACGAGAGAGGGACAAAUUUUCAAUUUGUGAAACUCCAAAGCAGAAAGUAUUGGUGCUUGCUACCUUGUGAAUUCUUCCUUACACAUACAGAGAAAAUGAUGCAAGAGACCAAAGAAGAUGGCUCCAAGCUAUAUCAUGUUACCUCUAAUAAAAUCUUUUCUUCUAGAUUCUUUCUAUGUUAGCAGAUGACCUCCCCUUGUAGCUUCCACUCACUUAUUCUUGCUUUCAGAGUCACAUUGAUCAUCUUACCCAUGUGGUUUGUUAGAAAGAAAGAUCAAUUCUUUGUUUGCAGUAGGUAAUCUUGGAGACGAUUGUAGAAUUAUUUCUAGAUGAGUGUCAAUUUAUUUAAUUCCAUUGUCAUUUAAGGAGUCAAACUGUUUCUUAUCAUUUGUUCAUUAAAGAACACAGACCUGUCUGGAAAAUCAAUCUCUACAAAUUCAACUAAAUAAUGAUCCCCAAAUGCUGAAAGAGUGAAAGACAGCAAUUCAAUAGAUAAUAGAGCAAUGUUUAGUAUAUUCAGCUGUAUCUGUAGAAACUCUUUGACCAACCUCAAUUUAACCAAUUUGAUGAAUACCUAGUUCUCUUCUUUUCUGGAGAAAGAUAGUUGCAACCUCACCUCCCUCACUCAACACUUUGAAUACUUAUUGUUUGGCACAUCAUCCACACACUUCUGCCCCCACUGCAUUGAAUUUUUUGCUUAUUGUGUUUAUAAUAAAACUUUUCAAUUAUCUCA